Mitosporidium daphniae is the source of this 954-nucleotide messenger RNA. RefSeq lists its product as uncharacterized. Lineage: Eukaryota; Fungi; Microsporidia. The transcript is spliced from 2 exons. Bases 1 to 954 code for a protein of 317 amino acids. The record is from RefSeq and is a predicted model, not a curated record.
AUGGGCCUCUGUUUCUUUUGGAAUCUUUCUUUGCAUGAAUUGCUCUGCCCUACAUCGAGCGCUUGGGGUCCAUGUUUCACGCAUGAAAGUUGGUGGAAAUGCGAUGAUGGAAAGAUCGGCUCUAUCGAAAAGUAUUUGGCUUUACAUUUAUUUUUAGCUGAUGAUAUCAGCCUUCGAUACUCAGGCCCCGCUGCAACGUCUUUUAAAAGUCAGCUGGAUGAACUCGCCGAAAAGGAUGCGCAAAAAUUUCCCUCUGUUGAUGGAUUUAUCCAAUCGCUUCAGCCAUCGUCUCCUUAUCCUUCCCUGAUCUCUGUAAACACGCCGUGUGACACGCCGCAGUAUACGGCUGGAAAUUCUCAUGGGUCGCGUCUUACAAAACUGGGGAUUAAAAAAUCGCUUAUUACGACGGACAAAAAUUCAUCCCCCUCACCUAUAGACUUUGACCAGCUAACCCAGAAAGCAGCUGAAGUCUCGUUAUCCAAAUCUCCGUUCUCUGCAAGUUCGCCAAAAUCCAUACCUGGCCAAACCCAAUCUGCAUCUUCAUCUAUUUCCCAAGAGCCGCUAUUUGCGACCAGCUUUUGCCAAGAAGGCGAAUCUGAUGAUCGCCUUGGAAUGGGCAACAUGAGACGACAUAAACUUGCUCCUAAUUCGGGCUCGUCAGUCUCGUCUUCCUCGUUGUCAAAAGAUACUAGAGGCACAUCUUCAAGUGAUUAUUUCUCCUCCAAUAAAGAGCAUGAGGAACGCCAAUCCUUAGAACGCCUACGUAGCCUACAAGGGGCCCAAUCGAUUUCCUCUGAAGAUUUCGACCCUAGCCCCGCCAACACUGUAAACAAGCAUAACUCAUUAUCACCCUCAAGUAGCUUUAAUGAUCUUACUCAAGCAGGGAUUGAAACGCUCAAAGAUUUCCUGUCCAAAUCCAAGUCAAAGGUGCGAAACAUUGAAUUUUAUUUGUAG